Molecule: messenger RNA, 2640 nt
Organism: Aspergillus aculeatus ATCC 16872
Lineage: Eukaryota; Fungi; Ascomycota; Eurotiomycetes; Eurotiales; Aspergillaceae
Product: anoctamin family protein
Exons: 4
Coding region: 436-2640 (734 amino acids)
Biological process (GO): chloride transmembrane transport
Cellular component (GO): cortical endoplasmic reticulum
Molecular function (GO): chloride channel activity
Source: RefSeq, a predicted model, not a curated record
GUCUUUCAACUCUGUCCUGUCCAAAAUCACUUAUUAAUCCACAGUCAUGGUUUAGUGCUAAAUAUCCAGAGGCUGCCCACCACCCACUUCAUAUUCUUUCUUAGUCUCUUUAGUUCUUUUCUCCUUACACACACUUACUUCUUUCCCCUCCCCCCAUCCCUUCGCUUCCCCAUUUCCCAUUUUACUCCUCUUGUUUUUCAAUUGCCCCCCCUCUCCCCCCCCCUUCUUUCUCCAAACACACGGAGUGUGGAUGCAUCCGUGAGCCUCCCCCACCGCCGCGCGGAGAUGAGGCUAUCCCACUCGCUACUUUGACUCCCCCGCCCACCAUCGAUAUCCUUUCGAAUCUCGAUAUCAUCAUCCCUUCCUUUGAUCUCUUAUCUUCCUUUCGUCCAUUCUCUUCUGUCACGACCUCCAACCCCCUCCGAUCAACUCGAGAUGGGGCUCUUUGCCGGUCAUCAGCCCGUCGACCAUGCCGAGCUGGAUAAUUUCGGCGUCGACUGGGUCAUCCACUACUCAUUCGAAGAUCUCGAAAUCUCGCAGGCCAUUUCCGAGUUUCGAACUUUAGUCCACGACUUGGAGGAGGCGCAUCUGCAGGUCCAGGUUCGCCAUGGUUACGGACCCUCCCUGCUGGUCUUCAUUCGCGUUCCCCCUGAUCUCCUGGGGAACAUGGUCUACAAAUCUCGAGUCAAGGAUUGGUUACACGGCAUUAUCCAUGAGUUCCCUGCAGGCGACGAUCACACGGUGGUUGAGUCUGAGACUGCCGCGGAAGCCCUCCGGUCGGUCUAUCAUGCGGUGACUUGGCAGAAACACUUGGGAGGGGCGGGAAUCACCCCCAAAAUCGGCCAGUGGAAGAAUAUUCAGGCCGCCAUCCCUCUCCAGGACCGCGCCGCUAAUGCCGAACUCUUGCGCAAAUGGAGUAAGACGCUCAAUAUUACCGCCGAAGAUCUCGACGCUAUCCGGGCGCUGUUCGGCGAAAAGGUCGCUUUCUAUUUUGCCUUCAUCCACUGCUAUUCCACUUUUCUCGUCUUCCCCGCCGUCUGGGGCAUUUUCUGCUGGUUCUAUCUGGGCCCUUAUUCCAUCACUUGCGCUCUUGUCAACUGCCUCUGGUGUAUUAUCUUUGUUGAGUACUGGAAGACUCGCGAGAUUGAUUUGAGCCUACGGUGGAAUGUUCGGGAUGUCGGCAUUCUCAAGGUCAAUCGACCGGAAUGGGUGUGGGAUAAAGAAGUCCAAAACUCCGUUACAGGGGAGACGGUGAAGGUGUUUUCGACGCAAAAGCAGUUCCUCAGGCAGCUGCUACUUAUCCCCUUUGCGACCGUAGCUGCUCUAGCCUUGGGCACUUUGAUCAUCUUGUCAUUUGCUUCCGAGGUAUUGGUCUCCGAAAUAUAUACUGGUCCCUUUAAGGGCUACCUGGAGUUUCUUCCAACCAUCCUGUUCUCCCUCUCGCUGCCGUGGAUCACCAAUACGCUCACCGAGUUCGCCAAGCAGUUGACCGACUACGAAAAUUACCGCACGCAGGACCAGUACGAUGUCGCCCAGACUUCCAAGACCUUUGUCAUGCAUUUCAUCACCGCCUUCCUGCCUACCUUGCUGACUGCAUUUGUUUACGUGCCGUUUGGCACGAAGCUGGUCCCUUAUCUGGACGUCUUCCGCACUUAUGGCCUCAUGUCUGCUAAUCUUGCCAAGGAGAUUCACAUUGAUCCGGCCCGCCUUCAGCAAGAGGUAAUCUACUUGUCUGCGACCGCCCAACUGCUCAAUUUUGGCGAGGAGAUUGUGCUCCCCUACGUCAAGCAGACGCUAAUGCACAAGUGGCGCACCUAUCGCGACGGUCGCGAUGCCGCUCGCAUGCCUCGUCGUCAUUCCCAGCGGACUGAUUUGUUACUCGUCGAUGCACCCGAAGAGGCGGCAUUCCUUGCGCGUGUGCGCGAUGAAGUGGAAGCGGAUGAAUACAACGUUCAUGACGACACUUUGGAGAUGUGUGUACAGUUUGGAUAUCUGGCCCUUUUUGGAGUGGCCUGGCCCUUGGUGCCGCUCGGAUUCUUAGCCAACAACUGGCUAGAGCUGCGAGGCGACUUCUUCAAGCUCAGUCUGGAAUGCCAGCGACCCCCGCCGAUUCGGGCGGACUCGAUCGGCCCGUCUCUGCAGGGACUGGAAGUGCUUGCCUGGCUAGGAACGCUUUCCACGGCCGCGGUCGUUUAUCUAUAUCGUAAUAGCAUGGAAGGAGUGCAGUUCUCCUCCUUCCUGCUGACCCUGCUUCUGGCGGAGUGGGCGUAUCUUGGCGUCCGGUUUGUGGUUCAGACCGGCAUGGAAAGGAUUAGCUCCGUAACCCUCAAACGGGCAGAGGCCAAGCGGUACGGCAUGCGCAAGCGCUACCUCGAGGCUACGUCAGGCAAUGUUUCCCCGCGGGGCAAGCCGCGGGUCCGGUUCGAGGACAAGGUCAGUGUGUACACCACCGGUACCGAUGUGAGCACCAGUAAGGAGGGGCUUUUGCAGCCGGGACACGAUGGCCUGCACCAUGGACGCCAAUUCUGGUCAUGGGCACCUCAGGAGGCUGCUGAUGCUGGUGUACGCAUGAUCAAGGCAUUGAACACCACGAUGGACGGGUCGAGAACUGGGCCGACCAAGGUGGCCAAGGGAGCAUAG